Molecule: messenger RNA, 621 nt
Organism: Monoraphidium neglectum
Lineage: Eukaryota; Viridiplantae; Chlorophyta; Chlorophyceae; Sphaeropleales; Selenastraceae
Exons: 6
Coding region: 1-621 (206 amino acids)
Molecular function (GO): FAD binding
Source: RefSeq, a predicted model, not a curated record
AUGCCAAUCCGGCCGACGGCGCCGCUGCGCCCGCCGGCGGCCCACCCCUGGGUGCUGCUGCUCUUGCUGCUGCUGGCAGCGGCCGCGCGCGCCUCUGACCAGUCGCACGCCGCCCUGACCGCCGUCGAGCCGGCCGUUUACGCCACCUUGCGCGAAUGCCUGCAAAAUUCGGGCGUCGAGUUCGUCACGCCGGCUGACAAGGGAUACCUCGCGGCGCGCCAGAGCGAAGCUGAGAUUAUGGCGAUCGUGGAGUGCGCGGCACAGCACGGCGUCAGGGUGCACUCCCGCUGCGGCGGCCACGGCAACCAGGGCGAGACCGUCGCCACCGGUGACGUCACCGUCGACCUCAACAAGCACAUGCGCGGCGUGAAGCUCUCGCCGGAUAAGAAGACGGUCGUGGUCAAGGCGGGCGCACGCAUCGGACAGCUGCUGGCUGACCUCUUCGAGCAGAGCAACGGCACCCGCGGCUUCCCCGGCGGCCAGAGGCCCGACGUCGGCGUCGCUGGCUACAGCCUGGGCGGCGGCUUCGGCGGUGCCACGCGGUUUGCGGGGCUGGCAUCCGACAACAUCAUCGCCAUCAGGGCGGUUGUGUACCGCAACUUCACAGCCCAGGUGCGAUGA